AUCACAGUUCUGGCUUUUUCAUCAACCAGGAACCCCUCCCCCAGCGCAAUAUUCCAUGUUCUGUUUCACCAAAAGAAACUUCUAUUAAACUUUAAGUCCCUGCGAAAACUGCCGCGUGAUUUUCUGUCUUUCUCACCCCAAAAGUAUUCGACUUUUUGCUCAUGGCUGAAACGAAACUCACGGCACAUCGGUCAAAGCGGGUCAAUUCGACUGCAAUUGUGAUGGGCUGGGAUGUCUAGACUCUUCAGUCUGCGGAAAGCAUGGAAACGGGAUGAUAUCGAGCAGGCAUACGAGCAAGUCGGUCGCGAGGAUGACACCCGCCAUGUUCCAGCCACGUCCGGCUUGCCUCUUCUUCCGAGGCCGCUUGCAUCUAUGGUAUCAUUCAUGACUCAGUCGACUUCUCUAUCUCUUCGGAUAGGGUCAUUUGUUGGAGGCGCUGCGAUAGAUGGUGCGAGAACCACGACAUUGACCGGGCUGGAGCUCAGCAGAGCAAUACUAGAGGGAAUUUUGACAAGGGCUGGGCGCGAUGUUGUCAACAGCAGCAACGGAGAGUAUGGCAAGGCAGAAGCAGAGUCAUUACUCGAACGGAGUCUGGCUACUUUGCAUUCCACAAUAACCUCGGCAUCUUUUUUCGCCGCUGCUUCGUUCCAUUUCUCCUCAGCUACACUUUUAUCAGCAGCCAACAUAUCUCAGUCACUACUUUCCACACUCGAUGCAACACUCGGCUCUACUGAAUCGUCUAGGGCUAUUGCCGCAAUCGUGACUCUUUUCCGGAGCGAGCUCAGAGACCUCAACGAUUCCGAAUUCGGUACUGAACUGCGAGCUGGAAGAAUUGGUGUCGCGGAUCUAUUGGUUGGAUGUGUUGGAUUUGCACUGCUCCAGCGUUGGGGUCGGAAAAACACAGAACGGCAUGCACGUGGAGUCGGGGGUGUGGAAUCCGUAUGGGAUGUGGUUAUCCUGGACAAUGGCGUGAGAGCAGAUGUUGUUGGUACACACCAAAUGGAACAGCCGAGAGCUGCCACUGUUGAACUGCGUGACGAGACGAAUCGUUCAUCAUUCAUGAGUACUGGGAACGAUGAAGAUGUUUUCGAUGCUGUACAGCGACCAGCAAGCAUUGCUGAUACCGCAGAAAGGUCUCACUUCUCUCUUCCCACCGAGAACUCGCAUCAAAUAUCCGACGAUGAUAUCCGCUUGUACAUCAUGAGACAAUUGCCUCAGGGUUGCCGUGCUUCUAUAAGGACCGACCUGGUACAUGCCAGGACUAUCACAGUCGAAGUGUUUGAUGAUGACGUUGGUGAAAUAGCUGCUCCACCAGGCACAAUGAUGAUUGAGGAGAGACACCAUGAUAGUAAUCUCUCCAGAUCUUCCAGCCAGGGUCAGCUUCCCAAACAUAUGAUGGUGUUCAGGACCGCCUUCACCAGGUCUAACAAUGCCGAUGUAAGACCAUCCAGUCACCAAGAAAGCAUAGCAUCGCCGGCGGGUGACGAAUGGGAACUUUCCCGGUCGCAUCGAAACGUCGGGGAUCAGUCGUUCGCCACAAUAGGAAACAGUCUUGACGCACCAUGCAACGCUAGGCUAGUGGCCACAGAGAAGCUUUCACCCGAGGAUCACUUAAAGGAUUCCAAUACCAGUAAAGCUCGAAGUGUCAACUUGAACCCUGUCAAGCUUGAUCGAGGUAACUCAGACCCCUCGUCUCUCGAUAAGCGAGCAGCCACAUCUAAAGAUAGUCCUGCGAAGUCUUCUGUCGCGAAAGGAGCGCAAAGGGUCAAGUCUAGCAAUAUUGGUCAAAAGGAAAAUGGCAAGCGCCCGUCCACGAAGCCUACUGCAGAGAAAGUAAAAUCCCUACCAUCGUCCGAAAACGCGAUUCCACAAGUGAGACCUUUUAAGGGAGCAGCAAACGCGCGAAAGACAUCAGCACAACAAAGUACUACCAAAUCCGACCGCAGCGGGGCUCACGAAGCAGCAGCAGCGACAUCACCAAAACGUGGACCAUCGUCACCUGUAGCGAACAGAGGUUUGCCUAGAACGCCGUUGCAAGAACAUCGUGUGAAGCCCGCGGCUUUCCCAAAGACGGGCCGCUCUGAGGCCCGAGAGGGUAGUCACACAGGCAAUUCAAGAACGGAGUAUUACGCCAUACGCGAGAAGUCAGAGGAGUCUCUUGUUAACCACACAAAAGCCUAUGCUCAAGAUCCACCAAACACACGACCCGGGUCCCCUGUCACGCGAAGAACCCAUGUGCGUAGUAGCAGUUCUCUGUCACUGACCAGGUCGGAAAGUGAUGUGACCAUCUUCACCAAUAAGGAUGGCCGUCCCAGCUCCUCUAUGUCGCACCAUCACCCUCGGGCAUCAUCCCCGAGCAUAUACUCUCUUGCCACAGCGGGGUCUGAGACAUCACUUUUACUCGCCCAUCGUCCUCGAAAAAGUGCUUAUGAUGAUAUAGAAGCACUUCAAAGCUUGAACCGGGAUGGCACCGUGCCCGGCAUCUUCCCUGCCAAGCACUUUGUGCAGAACAUCAGACGUUUUUGCAGAUUCUCCUCGGCUUCAUAUGGAUCGCAUGCCCUGAAAGUCAUGGGUGUUCCGCGACUGACUAGUGCUCUACCCGCCGAAGAGGUAUCUAGCCCGGAACAUAGUGAUUUCUCUGAUCACACAGGCUUGCCAGCUUCCACGAUCCUCUUGUCUUCCUUCGUCGACUCUGCGGGGGGCAGUAACGCCGCAGGGGAAACGGAAAGCGGUAUUCCUCUAGUACACUAUCUUUUCCUGGACCAUGAAUCGAAAGCAGUUGUUCUGACUCUGCGAGGGACAUGGGGCUUCGAAGAUAUUCUGACCGACAUGACCUGCGAGUAUGAUGACCUUGAGUGGCAAGGUAGGAAUUGGAAGGUCCACAAAGGAAUGCACGCUUCAGCCAAGCGUCUUCUGAUGGGAGGAGGCGGCCGAGUCAUGUUGACAAUCCGAGCUGCACUCGAGGAAUUUCCUGAGUAUGGGCUGGUACUGUGUGGACAUUCGCUCGGGGGAGGCGUUGCUGCACUCCUUGCAACAAUGAUUUCUGAACCCAGCAGGGAUGCUUUUGGCGCAUCAUUCACGACCACUUCCUAUCAGACCACGAACUUGGGUUCAUCUGAUAGCGACGAACAGUCCUUUGGCAAGGCCUUCUUUGUGCCCGCCGGCCGGCCUAUUCAUGUCUAUGCAUACGGCCCUCCCGCGACAAUGUCGCCUUUCCUGCGUCGCGCAACGCGGGGAUUGAUCACUACCAUCGUUAAUGAUCAAGAUGUGGUUCCUUGUCUUUCGCUCGGCAUUUUACAUGAUAUGCAUACAGUAGCUGUAGCAUUCAAGGGUGACAUUGCUGGCGCGCGCUCCCAUGUGGGAUUUCGAGUUUUGGAAGGCUUCAGGCAAAGCAUUGUGAACAAGUUUUACGUUAACGAGCCGCCCAUUCUGACACACGCAGGUUUAGGCGUAGGAGAAGAUGCGUGGGCGUGGAAUACAUUGAAGACGCUUCGUGAGGAAAUGAGUGCGCCCAAACUGUUACCACCUGGUGAGGUAUUUUUGGUGGAAACAAUGAGGGUCUUGCAGCGAAACGCUUUCACAUCUGAAGUGAGCAGUGAUGGCCACCCAGUGUUAGGUCGGCCUGCAACUAGAGCACAGUUGACAUUCGUUCGAGAUGUUGAAGCCUCUUUUGGAGAACUCAGGUUUGGCUCAGGAAUGUUUAGUGACCACAACCCAGCAAGAUAUGAAGCGAGUCUUGCUGCACUUGCCCGUGGAAUUUUGGAUGAGUGAUGUUAUCUUGACUUUAUGCCUACAACAUAAAGCGAUGCUUAUAUGAUUAUGUAUUCAUGGAGCCUCGAGAUACCGGUUCUUUUGCUCAUCUUUGGGUUUGACUAGGUAGUGGACGGAGAACAGCGAUCAUGUACAGUCGAAUACUAAUUUUGGAAUAAACCCUGCAAUCUCAAGACAUC
This is a messenger RNA of Aspergillus uvarum CBS 121591, 3950 nucleotides long. Its product is annotated as lipase family protein. NCBI's taxonomy places the organism in Eukaryota, Fungi, Ascomycota, Eurotiomycetes, Eurotiales, Aspergillaceae. The record is from RefSeq and is a predicted model, not a curated record. The transcript is spliced from 2 exons. The coding region runs from base 232 to 3771 and encodes 1179 amino acids. Gene Ontology annotation, biological process: lipid metabolic process.